Molecule: messenger RNA, 357 nt
Organism: Echinostoma caproni
Lineage: Eukaryota; Metazoa; Platyhelminthes; Trematoda; Plagiorchiida; Echinostomatidae
Source: the annotation of a GenBank genome assembly
AUGCAACCGCAAUCGCACCGUGACGUUUAUAGGCGAGUAUUGAUCAGUUUGGUCGCAUACGGACACAGUCAAGGUGAAGAUCGUGGAGACCUGACUCGAUUCUACAACGUUAUUUUCCUUCCUCAUAUGUCAAAGUGUAUUCGUAAAGUGACUAAUUGCAAUCAACCGGAUGCGGCAAGUCGUGGAUUAACACUGGCCAGCGGUAGUACAGCCGAUGCAUUUUGGUCCGAUCAACCGACUAUGUCGCCUUUGCCCGCCUAUCCUGGUUUGCCUCCAUCUAUCACAGGAACCGUUCUAGGCAAUGUGCUCAAUGCAAGUUCCGUAACCGGGGCUACGGAAGUCUCUCAAGCGAGGUAA